Molecule: messenger RNA, 894 nt
Organism: Exserohilum turcica Et28A
Lineage: Eukaryota; Fungi; Ascomycota; Dothideomycetes; Pleosporales; Pleosporaceae
Exons: 3
Coding region: 47-847 (266 amino acids)
Biological process (GO): transcription by RNA polymerase III
Cellular component (GO): RNA polymerase III complex
Source: RefSeq, a predicted model, not a curated record
CGCACGCAGGACUCGCGAAGACUACAACGGUAAUUGUUAGUCCAGAAUGCCGCCAGCAAGAGGAGGACGGGGCGGCGGACGCGGUGGUGGGCGUGGAGGGGCCUUCAAUCCCGCGCGAGGAACAGUAACCAUUGCCGGCACAGAGCUCAACUGGGACCUGACUGGCCUCGAUAUCCAGAAAGGGCCCGCCGAGCGCUUUCCUGAUGCUCCUCCUCCUCAGGCACCCCCACCAACCGAAGACGAGUUGGGUAUGGUUCGACACCACCUCGCAGUUCGCGACCGCAUACACGAAGGCCCGUUUUACACUAUCCUGAACGACGGCAUGAAGAACGGCCUCAAGAGAAAGGCCAACGAACCGGCGCCUACCGAGGCCUCCCUAUUCGACCCCUUUACCGGUAACCAGACGUACUCAGCCAAGUACUUGAAGGUGCGGAGGAGAUUGCCCAAGUUGGAUGCGCGGCCAUAUGUCGUGGACCUCUUUCCAGCCGAGCUACGACCGACCCUGGACGGGACACGAGCGGACGGAAAUACGACAAAGAAGCGCAGGACCCUAGGCGUUACCAAAGUCAACGCCGUGUCUCAGAUCGAGCGCCUGAUCAAGUCUGAGCAAGAACGAACCAAUGAAGCCGAGGCCCGUGCUGAAGAGGAGGGCGAAGAAGAAGCCGACGAGGACGAGGAAGACGCAGACGAGGACAAGCCAGACGCUGUAGACGAGGAAGACAACUGGUCCGCUGCAUCCACAGACUCUGAAGAGUCAGACGACGACUACAAUGCCGAGCAGUAUUUCGACAACGGUGAGGACGACGAUAUCGACGAUGCCGAUCCGUAUGAGAACACGUACGAGUAAGACGGCAUGGAUUGAAUUGCAAAAAGCAUUCACGGCGUACAAACAGC